CAUAUAUAAACCCUUGAAUUGUAACAAAACAAUAAGCUUCUUUAACAAUACGUCUUCAGUUCCUGACAUUGAAACAUCAAAUCUUUGCACAACUUACAAUUAUGGACCAAUCCCUGAACAACAGUCUGAAUAUAAAAAUGGAAAACGAAUCCCCGGAACUUACAAUUAUGGACCUAUCUCUGAACAGCAGUGUGAAUAUCGAGAACGAAUCGUCGGAAAUAGCACUCGAUUUACGAAAAUUUCCUCCUUUACCAAGAGAAACCGGCGGCGGCAGAACACAACAUGAUUUGUCGGAACUAAGAAAUCGCCAACAAACUCCAGCCGAUCGAUCAUCAGCAGCAGAUCUUCAGUUAAAACGCCGCCUAGAAUUUGAAGAGAAAUUCAAUGGUGAAGUGAAAAAAUUAAAAUCGGACGAAAUUAUUCUUCCAGAGCAGGAAGAGACACCGCGAAAUGAAGUAAACACAACAAUGAUACAGACUUUACAUUACAUUAACAUGCUUCAAAGAAUUAUGCAAACAAUAAAUAUGAUGAGAGAGCCGGUUAGCACUCAGUUGCCGCAUUCAAUGAAUAUAGACAAUGGUAUUAAAGCGAAGCCAUCAAACGUAACGAAAACCUUAUCUGCAGGGAAGUCGCUCGGAGAGACACCAUCGUCUUCGUCAGUGCAAUCAGGGCCUGUCAGAUCUCAAGUCAGUGAGGGCGUCGUCGUUAAACAAGAACUGACGGAUCAGGAAAACAUAUCUCCCAAUGUUUCGAAUACGGAUCACCAGAAUAUAAAGGCAGCUAAUGAGGACUCGCCUGAUGUUGAAAUAGGUUCACAUGGCACACGCGUUUCCAAAGCGGAUUUGGCCAAAAUAAAUGGCAUGGAAGUGGCAACUGCCACCCGGGCACUAUUGUGUUUAAUCUUCGACCGGCAAACUUUAGCGACGCACACACUCACUGGCAAGGCCUCGAACAGAUUUCCGAAAUCUAACCGUCCACUCAAGCUCCAACUAGACCCAUUUAAGGUAGCAGACAUUACAUAUUAUGUGAAGCGAGUUUUCAACUGUACGGAGUCAGACAUCCGGCACACAAUUACUAUGAAGUGUGCAGAAAUCGAAAGAAGUUUUAAAAGGAGGAGUUUAUCCAAAACUAAUUUAGACUAAUUUUUGUAAUAUCCUUAUUAAUAUUAUUUAUAUGUUAUGAUUUAUGUAAGAGUAGAUAUAUAUAAGAGUAGAUUUUGUAAUGAAUAAUAAAUUAUUAAAAUGUCAAAAAUAU
Bactrocera tryoni is the source of this 1254-nucleotide messenger RNA. Its product is annotated as early boundary activity protein 2-like. Lineage: Eukaryota; Metazoa; Arthropoda; Insecta; Diptera; Tephritidae. The transcript is spliced from 2 exons. Gene Ontology annotation, molecular function: DNA binding; transcription corepressor activity. Gene Ontology annotation, biological process: negative regulation of Notch signaling pathway; positive regulation of neuron differentiation. The record is from RefSeq and is a predicted model, not a curated record. Bases 102 to 1142 code for a protein of 346 amino acids. Gene Ontology annotation, cellular component: nucleus.